Molecule: messenger RNA, 6074 nt
Organism: Ceratina calcarata
Lineage: Eukaryota; Metazoa; Arthropoda; Insecta; Hymenoptera; Apidae
Exons: 5
Coding region: 1446-2906 (486 amino acids)
Cellular component (GO): membrane
Source: RefSeq, a predicted model, not a curated record
GUCCUCGGAUAUACUCGCCACGUUACACGAGCUUCCUCUCCUCCCUGUUUUCUCUCCCCAUCCGACGGGAAGCGAACUACCCUCCACAGGUUCUCCAGCACCACCCCUUCGCCACGUUUCUCCUCCGCGUUUUUCCACCCUAACACACAGACACCGUCGAGUCUGACUCCCCUCCAACGGCACCGUUUCUCUCCCGUGUCCGCUAUACGCCGUCGCCUCGCUCGUGGAUUCUCUCCCUCUCGUUUCAUCCCUCCCGAUGGCAACCGGACCCGAUCGUCGAUCUCUGUUUGGUCGGUGGUCGCGCUGUCUGUCGUGCAAGCGGGAGACUCAGUCCGGUUGCCUACCUCGGGCGCUGUUGACAGCCACCCCCGUGCGCGAGGAACUCUCUCUUCCCGAUGCCAGCCGCGCGCGCGUUACCGCCGCCGCCGCCGCCGCCGCCGCCGCCGCCGUUCUCGUCGUCGUUCCUCUUCCGCUACAGUGGCGAGACCCCGUGACAGUGGCCGUCUUCCUCUCUCCCUCAUUCUCUCUCUCCGUCGCGCGAGAAACUCCCGGACGAACGCGAGAGCGCUGUUUCGUUCUAAGAUUUUUAAAUCGCAGAGACGUUCCCGUGCAAACAGGCACGGUUUUCGCCCAGUGCAUUGGUGAGCAACGACUUCCAGCAGUGUGAACUCGUCGCGAAGGAAGAAACAGUUCGUUCGUUCGGUUACACGGACUGUACGCUCGUCGCCGACCAAGGGUAAAAGGCAGCUGGAGAACGUCGGGCGGCGAUGAUGAGAGAGCGUACGGCAAAUCGUGCGGGAUCAUGGUGGUGAACGGUAGUAGCAGCAGCGGUAGCAGCAGAGGCAGAGGCAAACGGCGAAAGCCAGCGCUGCUGGCAUGAACGAGGAGGACAACAGUCCCGACGAGGCUCGCGAUCGCGAUGCGCGAUAGACGUGACGCGAACACCACGUUCUCGCCGAACUCCCGACACACGUCCGAACUCUGUUCACGAUACGUGACACUGGUGAUCUUUACCUGGACGACCGUGUCCGAUUCACCGAGGUGUAUCGCGACAGCCUAGCGCGCGUCUAAAGGAAUAUUUGGCAACGCGAUCGCGAGCAGACGAGAGCCAAGCGGACACAGGAACUACGGAGAAUAGAGCACGUUGAAACGGGAAGAGGAGAAAACAGGAAGAAGAGGCACGAGGAAAGGAAGAUAGAGGGUCUGGCCGGUCGGUGCUGCGAUGAACAGACGAGUAUCGUCGAGAGUCAUAACGUGGUUCGCGUGACACAGGCCGUUUCUCACAGUACGUUUCUCGUCCAUCGUAAACGGACGGAGGCACCAGGGCCUAGAUAAACGCCCGCUACUACUACACAUCCUCCUCCCGCUUCCAUUCUCUUCUACCCGGACGACGAGGUAUUUAAUCCUUAACGACGAGGACACGCGUACCAGGGAGGCACGAUAGUAUGACGGUGAUGCUGCUGCAACGUUCAGUCACCCUGCAGUCGACGCACAGCCAAAAAACAGCGAACAAGGACUGCAGCGCGAAGCCGCCCUUCCUAUUCCUGCUCGACGACAGUCAGGAGCAUCGUCUGUCCACUGAGACCACUAUCACGACGACGACCAACAACAACAACAACAACAACAACCUCAACAACAAUAAUAACAACAACAACAACAACAACAACAAUAAUAAUAAUAAUAAUAACAAUAAUAAUACGAUCAAAGAAGCCAACAGAAGAGACAGCAAUCGGUCGUACGUCGCCGACGACACGGCGGCGUCGGUGACGUCCCAGAGACGCGCCGACUGUGGCCAGGACGUCGCGAUGCGAUAUUACCGGCUCUGGAUCUACACCUGUAACUUGGUGUUACUCGGCAGCGCGCUCGGCUUCGCCGCCGCGGUCUCCCGCACGCUUCUCUUCACCGGCGAUCCACGUCGGUACGUGGUACCCGGAGUGCCACGCGCCUUCGACCCGACGGCCCUUUACGCUUACUUGGCCCUCGCCACGCAGCUCGGCCUCGUUCAACUGCUGGGCUGCAUCGCCGCGAGGAGAUUGAGCGCGAGACUCCUGAACGCCUACUGGGUACUCCUGCUGGCGCUACUCUUCGGCGACGCCGUCAUCGGGGUCGCCUGGGUCUUCCGGUUCGAGAGGAUGCGCGCCGAGCUCAGGCCCACACUCAGGCAACGGUUGCAGAUGGAGUAUGGCAAAGACCUGCGAUUCAGCGAGCAGUGGGACUGUCUGCAAAAGGAAUUCAACUGCUGCGGGGUCACCGGACCCAGGGACCCGUUCGGCUCUCGAUGGCCGCAGACCUGUUGCGGGCCCACCGGUAACGCGAGCGAUACCUGCCAACAACCGUACGUGAGGGGCUGCGAGGAAUCGUUGAUGCGAUGGCUGAGGAAAACCGCGGACCUACUCUUUGUCCUCGGCUUCUGCGUGAUCGCGUUCGCCAAACUGUGUUUCCUGGGAAUACUGCGUUACGAGAUACGGGAGAUGAUACAGAAGAUACGGCUAUUACGAGAGCCGCCGCCGCCAGCUGCCACGCUCGCGCAGCCACCCUUCUCGCAGGUGAUGCCGGAAACGACCAACAACGGGAGCAUCGUGCGUCGACCGACCUUACCCAACGCAGUUACCCCCUCCGGGAACGCGUCGUUGUUGAUCCAAACGGAUGAGUGCAACACCGGAAGGCAUCCCCUGUUGGCGAAUAACUUGCAGGACGGCGGCGCGGAUAGCGACACGAAUAGCCAUUGCGCGCUGAUCCUCGAGGAGACGACGCCGACCUCGGCAAACCACAACUGCGGCAACCGGGAGAAGAGCAACGGGAACAACAACUACGAAAUGCGGGAGUUUAAUAGAAGAUUGUGGCUGUCGAACGGCGGCAGCCCGGGCACGGGUAUAACAGCCGGUGGUCAGAGCAGGCGCACCUGACUAUGGAAGUGGUGGCGAAACACGUCGAACCGUCUCCUCUACAGGAGCAAUCGGUCCGCCGAGAUCACCGUGUAUAAGAUAGAUCCGCAGACCGGAGCUAAGGUUUCUAAAGAUUCUACUGACCUCACGAGCACACCAGCCCACAAUAAGCGAAUUACGUUCAAAGUCUUGCGCGUCGCCAGGAAAAUGUAUCGCUGAAUCGUCGUUCCGUCAGAUUAGAGCCCCGCGAAUGCAACCAUUUCAACCCGGACUAGACUACAUAGACCGUAGGGUGUACCUUGUCGGUGUCUUAAAGUUUCGUUCAGUAUCGACUCAGAGUCGAGUGACCGUUUUGGCGAUUGUGCACGACGAUUCUAACGAUGCGCGUUCCCCGCGACGUGAAAAUUCCGAAUCGCUGACGAGCAGGAAAAUUCCGUUCGCACGACGACACGUACAACGACCGGAGAGAGAUCGAGGCGAGCGACUCGCAAGGAGGAACGGACAGCGAAAUAUAAAAUUGAAAAAAAAAAAAAUACAUGAAAACGAAAAAAAAAACGAUGAGAGGAGGAAGGGGUCGAAGCUGCACAAAAGGGAAGAGGAAGGCCCUGUGAUCGGAACACCUUCUUCCGGCGUCCUUUCGAAUUCUCUUUCUACACGUCUUUCCGUCCUCGCACGGUCGGCGAACAAAAAAAUGAAAAAAUACAGAUGAAACGAUACAAAAAAAAUAUGAUCGAUCAUACUUUUGUAGGUUUAUUUUUAGCGGUAAGUUUUCCUAUAUGAAACUGUAUCUCUCUUUGAAUCAAGACGAACCAAAGAGCGUUUAGGACUCGUUGUUAUACUGAUUUUUACCACGCGAAUCACGCGGCCAGUAUGUCACAAUGUAAGAUGUAACUAUCGUCGCCGUUGUAACGAGGAUCACACCACCUUUUCGUUGAUAAAUAUUUAAUUAUUACGUUUCCGUUGGAUCGUCGACGCGCGAAUUUAAUUAAACCAAUGGCUGCGAUACUUCUCUUCCUAUGCAAAUGCACACGUGAAAGCUUAUUGAAAUCGCUCGGACGUUUGUUAUUGCGUUUUAAACACGUUGACCGCAAAUAAAUCUGUUUAGCACAGAACGACUGAGUGGCUGAGAAAUGAUAAUAAUUGCUCACGGCCACACGGUGUGGUAAACAUAUUUCUUUUGCUCGCUUCACCUCGAUUACUAGACUACGUUCCAUCUUUCCUUUGUGUCAAUUCUCACAAGGCCUUGUUUUUCUCGGGAAAGGAACAACCGCGGUGCGACACGCGAUAGUUACAGGCAACAAAAUUGUGGGAUACUGCCAAACGGAUUCUCCCAAUAGCGAAAAUACGACUAUAAAAAGGAACAAAAAAAAAGAAGAAAAAUCUGUCUUUUCGACGAGCUAUACAUUACGAUUAGCGAAGGUGAAACUAAACAGCGCAUUGGAACAAGAAGACAUAUAAAAUAUAAAUAGUAUAUAUAUAUGAAUUAUAUAUAUACACAGCAACAGACACACAAAGUCACCGCAUAAGAAUAACGACUAUAAAUUCCUAGUUCUUUUUAUAUAAAGCGAUACAUACAUACAUGCAUACAUGCAGCGCGACAGUAGUCUGUAUUAAUUUGUGCAGCAAGUCGUAUGAAUACAUACAUACGAUACUCAAAUUGGCUUCCUAGCUAGGAUUAAUCGAAUCUUAGGGAUUAUAUACGUUUACGAAUGCAAAGAUAAUGGAUAUACGUAUUAGUAGUCUGUACAUAGCGGUGUAUGGUAGUCAAAUAUUAAGCGUCGAUCGUCUGUUUAAGAAAAAGCCAAAAUCCAUAGCACACGGUUCAACUUUUACACACUGGGACAACGUUACUUGAUUUGUUUUCUUUAGAGGAAUGUAAAAUAAAAAUUAGGAUGGUGCGUGCAACGCACACUUGUUAGACAAGUCAGAUUUGAUGUUUUGGUCUCUCUCUCAUAAUUAAAUAUCAGUCUGGACAACAGGGUAUUCUACUUUAGGGCAUCGUACGCGCAGUAGAUCGUUACCAAACGAAUCAUUGACACAAGACACGUUCAUUAACGCGUAUUGUUAACCAGAUCCGAAUGCGUAUGUUUCUUUCGUCUCGUGUAAUGAACAACUUCCGAAUAUCGAGGAAGAACGAAAUAGUCGCAAUUGAAAUAGAUCGAGGGUUCUUUCUUAACCAGGCCAUCGAGUUAUCGUUGAAUGUACUAAGCUAACAUAAUAAUAUGAAAGCUUACACCUCGCAGACAUACAGCCUCUGCCACUAAAUGUAUAUAAGGAUGUACACGUAUUCUAUAUGUAAAACGUACGACAGAUAGCAUUAAUUAAUUCCCAAAACGAUUAUUUAGAUGUUAUUACGACCCGACCAGGAGUGGAAACCUACGCGUUAACUUCGAUUAGAGUAAGCUUUUAAACUUCUGGUUCGAGACGACACGUACUGUUACUUCACAUCUUGAUUCAUUUACUCGGUGCGUUCGAUUUCUCAUCUUGUACUCGUCAAACGGACAAAGUAUCCCUUUUGCGUUCUAUCGAAAUAACAAAUAGUGAUGCCGUAACGAGGACAGCUUUAAUAAAACACGUUCAUUAUCUGUAGUUAUUUGUAACUGAUCGAUAUUUAAAUGUAACAUAUAUAUGGAAACGAAUGGGAGAGAGAGGGAGCUUUGAAUAGUGCCUGCUUAAGAAACCCAAUUUACUGUAUAUGUAAAUGGUUAGAUACGGUAUGUACGUUAUUUCGUACACGGUAAACAAAAUAGAAUUACCGUAGCCAAGUAUGGGAAAAAGUGUAAACUAGAAGUUGAAAUGCGUUCUUCACUUUGGUCAUGCACAACGAAAAACGCUUGUAUUCAGUUCUGCUUUAGAACAAUUUCCCCACGAGCAUUGCCCUGAUCAAAAUCUUGAGAAGAUUCACCUACCAAAGUUCCAAGGAACAUUUUCCUUCGUAAAUCGUACCUAUUUCACGCUUUUCGUUUCGACGUGCAAUACCGCGAUGGUUCUCCGAACAUGUUUCGAUCAUGCUUUUUGAUUUUUAUACACCACUCUUCCCCAUACUGUACUGUGUACCAUGAGUUCGUGUUAUUCGAUAUUCUUAAAUGUACAUAAAACCUAUGUGGUCGUAAUUGUAUGUAAAUACUGUUAAACGUUCUAUAACUUCUCUGAAGUACGAAUACAAGGAAGAUUGGUUAUUUAGUAUAA